GAGCUAUUAUCACCAGGACCUUAUUGUGUAUUUGAGGAAGGAGGAAAUGAGGCGUAGCGUUGCGCUUUAAGGGUGCAAGCGAGAGCAAAGACAAACCGGAUUCAAACAGGUGUCCGGUUGUCUCCCAUCAGAGAGAGGAGGAAGAGAGAAGGUGGCAAAACGGACGGAGGAAUAUUGUGAAUAUUUUUCAUAAAAUAUCGAUCUUAUUAGGCACAUUUUGAGGAGCAAAAAUUGAGGACGCGUUUCUUUUUGCAAACCGUGCGCUCCUUCGGUGCAACCGUGAUGGAGCAGCCAAAUCAGGAGGACCCCGUCUGUUAAAAUCGGAAAUAUCUUGUGUUUAAAGACAGAUAGCCAACCGUGCAUCUCCUCUCUUUCUCUCUCUGUCUCUGAGGAGGAAGAGGAGGUGGUAGAAGAGGGGAGGCGGUGACUGACAUCCCCCACGGGACAGGCCGACCGACCCACGCUUCUAACAGGUGUGUCUGAAGAGGGCAUACCGCUCCAAUCUGCACCGCCCGUCCGGCCGGUCCGUGCCCCCUCCCUCCCUGCCUCCCGGUCCCUUGCUCGUGUCUCAUUGUUCCUGGCGAAAUUGCAUCCAAACAGGGGCUGGUUUUGGAGUUAAAUCGGGCCGUUUUGGCAUCCCCAGUGAGCGCGUAUUCUUUUCUUCUUUCGGUCUCCUCGCACGCAGCUAUCCGUUGGUGCGUAACAGCCGAGAGGAGGAGGUGGAUAUCCAAACGGCUCAUUUUGAGACGUUAAUUUACAAACGGAAGGGACUUUGAGGCUGGUUUGUGUUUUUCUGGAGGAAAUGGAGACGAUUUAAAGGACUGAAGUGGUCGAAGAGGAAGGAGAAAGAAAGAAAGAUUUUGUUUGAUUUAUUUGCACCAGAUUGGCAGGUUUGGACUGAUUUCGCCCCCUGGUGAAGAGGCAGAAAGCCACCGUUGGUGCUGUGGUUUCGGCGACGCUGUGCAGCCAGAACGACCCCACAUCUGAUCUCAAAGUGGGUUUGUUAAAGGACUCUUUCUCUUAAAACAAAGUGCGCCUCGUUUUAUCAUGACAACGAGAAAAGCCAGCAGUGUGGCGGACACGGUGACUACCUCCUCCUCCACCAGCACCAACCACCACCACCACCAACAGAACCAGCCCAGGAGCCGGAGUCCCAGCAGCGGCGCUCCGGCGUCCGAGGCGGCGGGCGGAGGGGCGGAGAUGUUCGGUGAAUUUCAGGACUGGUGCCUGCGGACGUACGGGGACUCCGGCAAGACCAAGACCGUGACCCGGCGUAAAUACAACAAAAUCCUCCAGACGCUGAUCCAGGGGGACGAGGAGAACAGCAACGGAGUGUUCCUGCACGAGAAAGGCAACAACCACAUCAACGCCAAAUUUAAAUUCUGGGUCAAGUCCAAGGGCUUCCAGGUCGGGACGCUGCAGGACGGCAAGCACGGCUCAUCGGACAGACCGGUGCUGUAUGUCCCCAUCAAGGCGACGUGUGUGGACGGUGUAUCAGGGGUCGACUCGUCCCUGAAGCGCGUGGCGGUGGUGGAGGAUUUCUUCGACAUCAUCUAUGCCAUGCACGUGGAGAUCAGCACCGACCCCGGCAAAGCUCCAAAACACGCCGGCCAGAAAAAGACCUACAAAGCUAUAGCCGAGACGUAUGCCUUCCUGCCCAGAGAGGCGGUGACUCGUUUCCUGAUGAGCUGUGGAGAGUGUCAGAAGAGGAUGCACAUCAGCACCACAGGACAGGACUACAAAGAGAACGACAGGCCGAGCUCCCUGGUGCUGGAGGUGAUAGACUACAACAUGCCUCUCACCACCACCUACAUGAAACACAUGAAGCUGCAGUGCAUGAGCAACAACAAGGAUGACAGUUCACUGAGCAGCGAGGAGGAGGCAGAGAUGAGCGAGCCCACAUGGCUAGCAGCUGAUCUGGGAGCAGCGUCCGACCUGAGCCCGCCGAGCCGAGGAGAGAGGAUGCGCCACAGUCCCCAGAACACACACAGCAAGGAGGAUGACGAGGACUCAUCAUCAGAGAGCGGCAGUGGGAACGGCCUGCCUGCCCUGACCCCUCCCUCCUCCGCUGUAACGGACGGUGCCAUCGUCAGGGAAACAGAGGUCGUCAAUGGCAACGGUGGCCCCGCACCGCUGGACUUCAGCACGCCUACUUCCUCCUCCUCAUCGUCCGAGGACCAGCAGCCGAUGAACCUGAGUGACCCUCCCCCUCAGCGCCUGCCCCUGUCCACCUCACACCUGCCCGUCACUGUGUCGGCGGCGGCUGCGGCGCUGCUUGGCGCUCUGCACCCCAACGCGCCUGAGGAGCUCCGGAGGAAGUACCCACUGGCUGCCAAACCUCCCCUGGCUCCACACCCUGCCCUGCCUCUGCCACUGCCGCACACACAUAAUGCACACACUCCCAACACACACUCUCAGUCCCAUACACACACCGCCGAGCUGCGAUUGGACCGAGACAGCAGGGACUAUGGGGGCAAGUCUCCCCAGUACAGUUCAGGUGGCAGCUACGACAGCAUGAAGAUGGACCUGGGUGCUGAGGACCUGACCACGGGGCGUCAUGGCAGCCAGGUCGCCCCUGACGAUGACGACGACGACCAUGACGACCACGACGACAACGACAAGAUCAACGACACAGAGGGAGUCGAUCCCGAGAGACUAAAAGCCUUCAAUAUGUUUGUGCGUCUGUUUGUGGACGAGAACUUGGAUCGGAUGGUUCCCAUCUCCAAACAGCCCAAGGAGAAGAUCCAGGCCAUCAUCGAGUCCUGCAGCAGACAGUUCCCAGAGUUCCAGGAACGCGCCCGCAAGCGCAUCCGCACCUACCUCAAAUCCUGCCGACGCAUGAAGAAGAACGGCAUGGAGACCCGUCCUACUCCACCUCACCUCACCUCAGCCAUGGCUGAAAACAUCCUGGCUGCCGCCUGCGAGAGCGAAUCACGCAACGCUGCAAAGAGGAUGCGCCUCGACGCCCAUUACGAUGAGCAGAUCUCUCUGGACAAGCCGUCCAGCGGUGGAGGGGGUCUGAGGGAGCCAGCGUCCCUCGCUCACUCCGCCUACUCCCUGGCCGCAUCAGCCUUCUCCUCCCAGGACACCCAGCUCUACAUCAACGGAGCCGGCCUCAGCUACGGUUACCGUGGAUACCCGGGCCUGGGCGCUGCCAUGCAACACCCCGUUUCCCUGACAACCGGCGCUGCUGCUCAGAGCAACGGCCCCACAGACCUCAGCAUGAAAUCUAUCUCCUCUGCCAACAUCAGUAACUCCUCCUCCUCUGCCACCACCAACAACAGCCUGGGCGGGCGGGGCAGCGGGGGUGGAGGAGGGGGCGGGGCGUCGACCCAGCUCAGCCAGCCAGAGAUCACGGCCGUGCGUCAGCUGAUCGCCGGCUACCGGGAGUCGGCCGCCUUCCUGCUUCGCUCGGCAGACGAGUUGGAGAACCUCAUCCUGCAGCAGAACUGAUUUGGGGGAAACGUGGGAGAACACACACUCACACACACACACACACACACACACAUAUACACACAUAUACACACACACUUUCCAUUAUGUUCGUUUGUGUCCGUCUGCGUCCCCCCCCCCCCGUCUCUCCUUAUCGACGCUGAACACCCGACCUCCUCUUGUUUUUGCUCUACCCUCCUCAAAUCUGCCUUCUCUUCGGUAACUGUGGCCACUUUUCAUUUUUUGGAGGAGAAAGUGGGAAACUGGGACAGAGGGAGGGAGGGAGAGGAAUCCCACCCCACCAUCCCCAAAACAAUCCCCCACAACCUCAAUCCAUCGAUUCUGCCUGAGGAGGGAAAUAACAUAGAGAAAAAAGGAGCGUUAGGACUCUGGAGGAAUCUUUUCCUCUCCUCUCUGGAAGCACCUCACAAUCAGCGACUACACUCUGAGCGAAGGAGUGUGGAGGAGAGGAAGAAAGGAGGAGGAGAAAAGAGGAGCAUUGCUUGGAAGAAGAGUAAAGGAGACUGCUAGACUGUUCUGCUGCUGUGGUUUCAGAUAAAGAGACUUUGCAUCCUCGUGGGUGGAGAAGUAAAAUUUUGAGUUUCCCUGUGGAGCUCCAACACGAGGAGUUUUGAUUGACGGGUGCCCCGGCCAACGCCGUCUUAUGAUCAGAACAGUUUCAAAGUUAAUGACUCCCUGAUUUGGUACUACUGAAGCUGUUUGUUAAACGACAAGUGUUUUUGAUUUGACUGAAGAUUUAAUUUGUGCUUUUUUUGGGAGUCCAGUGAACUUUCUUUUUUUUCUUCUUUUUUUUUUAACUCUUCCCAAGUGACUGAAAGAAAGAAGCGGCUUGACUUAUCUUAACAGAUAGCACUAAAUACGGAAAAGACUUUGAGUCCAGAGGAUCGACAGGACGGAAACUGGAAAAGAAACGAGAAAAAAAAAAAGGAAUUGUUUGGUUUAAAAAAAAAAAAAAAAAAGGAGAGAAACUUUUUUUGUGCUCGCUUGUAUAUAAGCUCUCUGUGUCCUAUAGCACUUUUCCCUCACCCUGAACCCCCCAUCCUCCUCACCCCUUUUACCCAGGGAGCAACUUGCUACUUAUGCAUCCAAGACGCCAUGUUGACCACCAGGAAAUACCUCAGAUCAGACCUGCCAACUCCAUUUUCAGUUCCUCACACACACAGACACAUAUACACACACACACACACACACACACACGCACACACACAUGCACACACUGCAAGUGAAUGGUAACAUUCCCACCAGAAGCCAGUUUACUUCUACUUUACCACCUGAUGUCUUCAAGGUUUAUAUAUUUUGGGGGGAGAAUCAAACUAUAUUGCGCAACAGACCUGUAAUGUCGGAAGCAUUUCGAGAACUGAUGUUGUAAACUUUUCAGACACUGAAAUCUUUAAACUUUUUCUUUCAUCUGUGCGGGUUCAUUCGUGUGCUGCUGUAUAUAAUCACAUCAUCUUGAAAACUUGAGAAGAAUCAGAGUUGACAGGAGUGUGUUUCUGCGAGAGGGGAUUUUCUCCUUAAAGGGGAGGGAGGGUGUGUGUGUGUGUGUGUGUGUGUGUGGAGGGGAGGGGUUUCCUUGAAUGAGAGGGGGGUUAAAUGUUGAUGACUGGUGGCAAUUUUACCUCCCGCUUCUACUUUUUACAAAUGUAGAUGUAACGCCAACAAAACCUCAGCAUUGUUCUGUUUAUCUCCCCUCCCCUCCCCCUCUUCUUCUUCUCUUCAUUGGACCUACGCUUCACCUCUUCUUUGUGGACCUAAACAUCCUCCUCUUUCUCCUCCCCUCCCUGGUCCGGUCCAGGCUUCAGAGGAAGAGGAGGACUGCUCUGUCUUACUGUGUUUAUCUGUUAAACUCUGAGAUGGCCAUUACUAUUGUUAUUAUUGUUGUUAUUAUUAUUAUUAUUAGUAUGAUUAUAACGAAGAACUUUCAUGUUGCUGCUGCUAUACAAAAACCGGACCUUCUGCCAUAGACCUAAAACCUCAACUAAGCCGGGCGUUAGCUAGCCGCAGUGCCCCGUGAAAACCCGACCGACCAACCGACCUCGACUGCAACUCGACCACAACAAAGCAAAAACAACUCAAAGACCUACAGGAGGACUCGGUGAACACGCUCACACGUCCCGCCUCUCUCAGACCGGUUGGUUGGUUUCUUUGUUUUUGCUUCAUAGGGCUUGAUUCAUGUUGUGUUUCGUGACUUUCUAACUGUGAAUUCUUUCGACCUCGAUUCCUUUCGAUCCCUUCCCGUAUUUUCACCCUCUGGAGGACGCAGGGAGGGAAGUGUUAGCGGAGUCUCUGUGGUGCUCCUCAUCAGGCCAACAAGUACACACUUAAACCGCUCAAGGGAGCAAAAUAGUCCAGUUUAUAACUCUGAUUAACUGUUUAUUUUAUAAUAAAUGUUAGUUUAAUCCAGAAGGAAAGAAAAAGAGACGGCACUAUAUUACUGCAGAUAACUUUAAAGAGGAAAUUAAACCCGUCAUCCUGUCAGGUUUUGGUUUCAGCCAUGUUGAUAUUACACUUUAUGAAGGUAGUUUUUGUUCUCAGAGCUGAAGAUUAUAUUUAUUGGAGACCUGGUUGCUGCUGCAGCCUCUUUAUUAAAGGAAUAGUUUGACAUUUGUGAAAAUAUUCUCAUUACAUUUUCUCACCAAGAGUUAGACAAGAGAUCAAUACCACUUUCUUGUUUGUCUGUUAAAUGUCAAGCUGGAAACAGCAGCUGGUUAGCUUAGCUUAGCACAAAGACUGGAAACUGAGGGAAACAGCUAGCCUGCCUCUGUUCAAAGGUUAAUAAAUCGACCUACCAACACCUCCAAAGCUCACUUAUUAACACGUUUUAUCUCAUGUUUUGAACCGUGGUUAUUUGAAGGACUUUUUUUAACCAUGAGGAGUGGCUUCCUGGUGUUCAGUGAAGGCUGUGACACACUCCCUGACUCCAUCGGAGCUCUGGGGUAUGACACGUGCAAUGCAACUGGAGCUGCGAUGUUUAAUAGGUCCAGACACACCGAACACUGGAAGAGAUAGUUCAGCACAUAACACUGGAUAAAGCUACACCAUGCUGUUUAUACACGUUUCUAUGGAUUAUUUAAAUGAGAUAUAACGUAUUAGUUAGUGAGCUUUAAAGGUGCUGGUAGGCGGUAUUUGUUAGCUACAGACAGAGCCAUGCUAACUGUUUCCCUGUUUUCAGUCUUUGUGCUAAGCUAAGCUAACCAGCUGCAGGUACAGACAUGAGAGUAAUAUUAAUCAUCUCAUCUAAAUCUGCAAAAAACAAAAUGUCAGACUAUUGCUUUAAGGAGUUGUGACGUUGGUAAGGAGCAGCUCUAGUUUCUGUUACCACCACUGAGUUUUGUCUCUUGGUGCAGUUGCUCAAAAAGCUGAAUUGCUCACUCGACACCUGUUCGUACAGACGAGGUUUGAAAAUGAACAAAAAGACAAACGUGACUUAAAUCCUCCCGAGGCAUUGCUCUGUGUGCUGUGCUUCUACUGUGGUUUCUACUCAGUUCGACCGUCGUGUCACCGUGAUUUGCUCCUUUUUUUUGCACACUGAGCGAAGCAACAGUCAUCUGUGAUUUGAAGGUGGGGGGGGGGAGGCUCUCUGUGUGUGUAUGCAUGUUUCCCAGGAGGGACCCCCUCAGACUUGCACUGCUGGUGUCAGACGAGAGCAGAGAAAGAGGUGUGAUGUGUUUUUUUUGCAAUGCAGUUGAUAAUCAAAGCAUUCACUGGUGUUUCGGUGGUUUGUGUCGGCGGCCCGCAGCGACGGUCAGACGGUAAAAUCUGUGUCAUACGCACUGGAUGACGAGCGCUGUCGGGCCACAGAGCAGAGGACACGUGCAAGCCAUUCAUUCAGGAGGUGUGGUCACACAUCGAUUAACACAAACCCUCCAUCCGAACUUUCACUGAUUUACAUUCGUGUGCAAUGUCAGAGCCACCACGUCGAGUUCAGACGAGUUUGAAAUGUUGAAAAUGUAAAUUAUUUAAUUUAUGAUUAGAUGUAGAAGUGUAAAAGUUUUUUGUUCUUUUUCACAAAACGGGAAGCUCUGUUUAAAGUGUACUGAUCACUGAGUGACACAAGAGAAAUAUGCAAAAAAAAAAAUGACCCAACUAGAGGAGACGGAGGAGAGAAGGAGGGGAGGAUGGUGUUGAAACAGUCGGACAUGUUGGAGAACAACCUUUAAGCAACGCUCUUAGAGGUCAUGUGGUGUUUCCACUACAAUUGAAUUUAAUUUAUUUCCCUAAGAGUUUAAAAGAUAUAAUUUAUCCAUCAUUUGAAAUAGAGGAGGAGACCUGCUGAGGUACAAUCAAUUUUCCUCUAAUUUCUCCCCAAUUUUAGUGACUUUAUUUAACUUAAUAUUUAGCGGCAGAUUGAAUAGUUUUAUUUAAAAUAAGGUGGUGUGAUUGCCUUUAUUAAUCUCCCAACAUGGCACUUUUGAUGACACCAGCGGCCCGUCCUUCUGUCCUCCUGCUCAGCCCUCACUGUGCUGUCAGAUACUGCCAAUGUUUUGGUUGAGUCUGCCUGGUUUUCAGUGUCAGGAGAUCCGGCACCUUUGGGACACCCAGAUUUGUCCAGAUGUGCUCAAUGGAGCCCAGAAAGAAUUUUUUAAGGCUGAUCCAAACGCAGCUCUGUCUGAGGGACCAGAGUCACAUACUGCAGAGAAAAACAGUCAAUAAGAACAGGUCAUUUUGAUGAUGUUUGUCCUUUUAUCAGAUAUUUUAUAAUCAAUGUUAAAGAUGGAGGCUGAUGACACGUGCACAAUAACACUCUGUAACAUCUGCUCAGAUAUUUCUCUUUAAAUCAACUCCUCAUUUAAAGGCAGUAACGUGUCACAGAGUUUCUCAAACAGUGAAUAUGUUUGGUGAGUUCGGAAACACUGACUCAAAUAUCUGCCAGAACUCAGCCAGCCGUGCAGACGCUGAGAACAGUUUGUGUCUGUCUGUCAGAGCAGGUGAUGUGACGCUGCUCCCUCGGAUCAAAGCACGAUCCAGCGGGUUUCUAUUUUAACUCACUGGAUUUCAAGAAAAAUUUCAGUCCCAACAUCCUGACUCAGAUUCAGUCUCAACCAAGCAGACUUUCAUUUUACCUCCUUCAGAAAUGGCUGACUGCCAUGCUGAAAACCUUGAAACCUCCAAAAUGUGUUUGUAAGAAAUGAAGGAAAUCUGACCAUCAGAUCAACAGCCAUACAGUCUCUAAGUCAAAGUGUACAAUGGGUUUGAAAUGGUUAAAUGUGGGUCUGUUAUCUGCACUUGAAGAAUGACAUCAAGCCACAGUUUAACGUUAAACACAACUUAACCCGAUAGUCAGGAGACGUUAUGAUCAUUGGACUGUGUUUCAUAUGCUGCAGCUCGGAGCCUAAAAUGAAUCUAAGAGCUGUUUUUGUCCGGUUGUUUUGCUCACACUUGUUCUAAUGAGGUUUAAUCAGUGGGGAAAAAGUAGUUUUAUUCCGUUUAGUUUCCCUGGCAUGAAACAUCAGAGCAGUUUAAGAUUUUCUUUAAAUGGUGAAGAGGCUUUUUAUUGCAGUUCACCCCUCUCCUCCUCCUCCUCCUCCUCCUCCUCCUCCUCCUCCUCCUCGGAGUUUCAUUCUUGAUACUGUCAGCGAAAAACUUCCACCGGGACAAACUGCUUCUUUGAAACAACAUCUAGGGAUGAAUCAUUUUACCAAACACAGCUGAACGACUGAGAGGGUCCCAAAAGGAAACAAAAUAAAAGUGCCCGAGUUGAAUUCUUGGUCAGGCUGUAGCAAACGCAGCUUCACUGAUUUUAGAGUAUUUGAAGUGAUAAUCAAGUAGUCGGUUAGAAGAUGGGCAUGUGGGACUUUUAUCUCAUUGGUUCCUAAGUGUCAAAGUUCUCCGUCAGCCUCAGAAAAGACGUUCUUAAUGUUUUCUACAAGUGUUUCUGAGCCCAGGUCAGUUUACGUCAAAGCCAGACAGCUGCAGAACAGCACCACAAGAAAAACUGUACAAAAAUUUAAAAAAAAAAAGGCAAAUGACAAUCUUUAGAAAGGUGUAAUUUGCUCACUGUUUGAUUUCCAUUCCUUCUGUCCGUCUGUUGUAUCCAGUGGGACAGACCGGGAGAAUAAUCUGAGUGUUUCAGCCGUAAUCAGAGCGUUCGUUCUCCAAAACUCCUCCUGUUGUUGUUGACGUCUCCACUGGCUGAGCAAGCAGCCGACACAUUUCUAUCUGAUUUCUAUUUUUUAGAAUUACAUGAUUAUUAUUAUUAUUAAUGUUCUGAUUCUUCUUAAUAUUAUUAUUUUAUAGAUAUAUUUUGUAGUGCAAGUAAAGUGGUCUUUUUUGGAGAAGAUAUUUUGUACAAUAUUCCAACAGCGUCACUCUGUUUGCCUAAACUGCACAUUCCAAACAUGGAUGUCACCCGACACGGGACCCGACCGGCAUCACCAGAAACACUUAUCAUGUCAUCUACUUGUUCGGCUGUCAAGUUCUGAUUCCAUGACGAAAUCAAACAGCUCUGUGAAAGAUGUAAGAAUUCGAGCCACAUGUCGACCUUUACUGUCCAAUAACUGAAAUCCUCAGUGAGUGUAAAGACCCUCAAAGGUUAUUUUUACACACAGAGGUGGUUUUGAGAUUAAGAUUCUGCAUUGAUCCACUGCGGAAAGGAUUCAGUCUUUUGAGGCUUUGAAAAAGAGCUUUGAGAAAAGGUCACAGUGACUUCCUGACCUCUCAGACUUCACAGAGCUACAGACAUGGUUGCUACAGCUGACAAAGAGUAGCUGAGAACAGAGCAAAUGUCACCUUUCUUACUACAGCACUAAAUUAAAGGUCCAGGUUGCUCUGAUAUAUAUUGAUAUAUAUAUAUAUAUGUACAGAUUCUGUGAACCUGAGACAUGUUGUCUGUUGAGCUUUCAGUCUUCAGUGUAAAAUACUGCACAUUGAAGACAAGUUAAAGUGCUAAAAUCUGACUUGUUUUCUAAAAGGAAAACCCUGAAAUGAAGUAGCUUUUACUCAAAAUGAGCUCAACUUUCUGAAGGUCUUUGAUGACAAAGAAGUCCUAUUCGCUGGAGAUUUAAAGGCCGCGUGUGGAGAAAAAUAUUUUGAAUGUUUCAAACAUUUCUAGGAGGUCAGUCUGUUUGUUAAAAGAGGAUAACAUCAAACUGAAACUACUGUGAGCUUCACUGUAACUGAGCUCAGGAGUCCAAAUUCCCCCAAUGCAAAUGUUAUUUUUUAAUUUUCCCUACAUCAUAUUGAUUCAUUUAACUGUUUGUUUUUUUAUGUUUCUUCUCGUUAUGUGAUGUGAUUCUUAACAUUUCCUGUAGUAUCAUUUUAGUGGGAAAAAAACGCAGUUUUAUUUUAGUUUAACUUAAUUUUUUGCACAUUUAAAAAAUCAUAUUCGGGGGGGAUUUGUGUUCAAUCCUCGGGUCAUUAAUAGGAUAGACAGUUUGAAAACUUUGCUUAUUUGCUUUCUCGUCAAGAGUUAGAUGAGAAGAUCAAUUCCAGUCUUAUGUCUGUAUGUUGAAUAUGAAGCUAUAACUGUUAGCUUAGCUUAGCAUUAAGACUGGAAAUGAGCAAACAGCUAGCCUGGUUCUGUCAAACGUAACAAAAUCUUCCCACCAGCACUUGUAAUGCUGCGUUCACACUACGAGCGACAACACAACAAUGUGACCAGCUACAUUAUUGCAGAGUCGCCACUGAAGUGCUGCUUAAGUGCUCAAUAACGUGGUUAUGUCGUCACACGUAGUGUGAACGCAGCAUAAUGAUCACGGAUAAACAUGUUACUUCUUGUACAAAAACCUAACAGAGAGAAGUGGUUAGAUUUAAAGGAUACUGUUGCAUGCAGCCAGGCUAGCUGUUUACCCCUGUUUCCAGUCUUAAUGCUAAGCUAAGCUAAGCUAUGCUAAUCACCUGCUGGCAGCAACUACAUGUGUACCAAACAGACAUGAGAGUGGUAUCGAUAUACUCAACUUAAAUCUUCAUAAGAAAGUGAUAUUUUGCCAAAAUGUCAAACUAUUCCUUUAAAUCUCUUUAAAAUCCACAAAUAUAAGCGAACACGACCUGAGUGUCCUCUGAGGUAGCUACAGACUCAUCCUUUUUUUUAAGUUUCUGAUCACAUAUCGUUGUGGAUCACAUUCUCAUCCUGCAGAGUUAUUACAUCCAUCGAGAGGAAUCAGAAACUGCUUCAGGGAGGCUUCAGCUGAGCUGUGAUGCCGGUCGGGUCCCUAAAAUAAUCCCACACUUCUUUCACCAGUCUGGUCAGAUGUAUAGCUCAACACACAUGUUGGAAAAAAACAAAAAACAAAGGAGAAAACGUAAUGGACCUUUUUUUAUUUUUCUAUCAGGGUGUACAGCUAUUGUCAAAAUCAAAAAAUGGCUUCCUGAGCCGUUUUGUUUUACUGUUUGUUUUUUAUUUCUGUUCCUUUUGGUGCUUUAGAUUCCUUCAUUUUCUAAUUUCUAGCGAUUCCUUUCUCUUUCUGUCUUCACCUGACUUUGUACCGGACUCUUGAUUGUCUUGAUUUCCUCCGCCGGGGCUUUGUACCUACAGUAAUACCAAUGUGAAACCUGUAUUCUCCUCAUGAUUUGACUCAGUGGAAGUGUGAUGUUUACAUGUACAGAUUUUUGCGAUUCUUUCUGGUUUGUUUUUGUUUCGUUUCAUCUCUCUUAUCCUUCUCCCUCCCCCUCCCCUCUCUUUCUUGCUCUUUCCCCCCCCUCAUCUCAGUUAAUCUGACUCCUUCCUUACACACUGAAGGGAAAUGGGACUGCGUCUAAACACAAUUAUCACCAUUUCACACAUAAGCCUAUCGCACGAGGGGACACGUUGACAUUUUGAAUUUCAGUCGGUCACGUUUCUUCACCAGACUCCUGCUUAGAUUUUUUUGUUUCUUAGCAUCCUUUUAAAAAUGCCUUGUUAGCAUUCAGUUAGCAUCUGCGCUAAAGAUGCACUUUGUUUCGUUGAGGAAUGCUAACAGCUAGUUUGUGUGUGAUUAUCAGUUUAAUCAGAAUUUAAUUUUCGUGCUUUGGUGAAGAAACGUCAUGCAACUGAAAUUAAAAAGCGUCCCCGGACGAAACCGAUUGUUUGGGAGGGGGGGAGUCGAGCUGUGUGUUUGAUUGGCUCAGGGGGGUUGACCUUUGACCUCUCAGCUAACUCCACAGCACACUAAAUCACAGUGGGGCCACAACGACCCUCCACUGGUGUGACCACGAUCCGGUGGAGAUGAUUCCUCAGUGAAUGAUAAGCCAUGACAGACCCUGUGUGUCGGGUCUCUUAGUCUAUUAGUAUAUUUAGCAAAACUUUAAACUGCAGAAGACAAAACUCAACCUCAGGAAGAAAAAAAAAGGACAUCACUUUUGUAAAAACACGUCUAACUGAAGGCCCAUUUCCCUCUCUCUUUGAUACCAUAUAAAUUAUAUCAAAAAUUCUUUUUAUAUUUAUUGUGUUUAUUAUUAUAUAUAACAGUGGAUACCUUUUUUCCAGUACCUGUGGCUAAAUAUUUUGAUUCUUUAGAAAAGUGUUGAUAAUAUAUGUGAAGCAACUUAAACGAUCGAGGAAAAAAAAAAAAAAGAAAAGAAAUCUAGGGUUAUUAUUUUUUUCUGUUUGUUGACUACGUUGGAGCGGUACGGGCGUGUUUGUUUUAGCCCAACAACGAGAACAUAUCACUCUGGUCCAUGACAAAGAAACCAAUGAUCGAAAAACUGAGCUUUCUUUUGUGUGAUGUCACUGCUAAGGCUGAAAUGUUUCUGGACUUAAAAAAAUUGUGACCAUUUAGUUUUGUUUUUUUGUUUUCUCCCGAGCUGUACGUCACAAAGCUAAAUAUACUAAUAAAACGGUGUGCU
This is a messenger RNA of Epinephelus moara (kelp grouper), 13215 nucleotides long. Its product is annotated as nucleolar protein 4-like. NCBI's taxonomy places the organism in Eukaryota, Metazoa, Chordata, Actinopteri, Perciformes, Serranidae. The transcript has 11 exons. The coding region runs from base 1048 to 3453 and encodes 801 amino acids. The record is from RefSeq and is a predicted model, not a curated record.